AUGGCCUUCAUAUGUGGUUCAUUCCAUAGCCAAGAAGAAGAUAAUUACGAUGUGGUUUGGCCAUUUUCUUCCCCAUCUACAAGAAAAUCAACAAGAAGACGGCACAUUUUCGGUAACCGAAGAAAUAAAAUAGCCACAAACCCAUAUGCGAAUUGCGGGCUCGACAAGUAUGAGGCACUUUUGGCUGAACUUGACCAGAAAAGACAGAAGUUUUUGGCACAAAAAAGGUAUGAAGAUGUCUCCAUGGUUAAGUUCAUUUACAACAGCACGAAUGAACUCGAACCUGUUGUGAUCAAGUUACAAGAUGAGCAUAGAAUAAUACAUCAUAACACAAGUUCAUUAAGUACUCCAGAAGUAGAUCAUAAAAAGGAUGUUUCUUUUAGUAAAGCCGAAGAAGACAACACGAAACCAGUGGUUCAUGAUCAUACUGAAAAGUUUAAGUUGGAUCAAAGUAAAAGAAAGAUUGUGGAAUGGUGGAAGCCUUGUUAUUAUUUUCCUUUGUUUGUGAUCUUGAUCUUGGUGUUAUUGAUGUUUUCGGGACGAUCUUUCGCGAUAUUAUGUACUUCUAUCGGUUGGUAUUUGGUUCCGGAAGUUAACGAGAACUUACAUAAUCCAAAGCAGCCGAAUAACAUCAAAGAAUUGAAAGAGUAG
Molecule: messenger RNA, 651 nt
Organism: Helianthus annuus (common sunflower)
Lineage: Eukaryota; Viridiplantae; Streptophyta; Magnoliopsida; Asterales; Asteraceae
Exons: 1
Coding region: 1-651 (216 amino acids)
Source: RefSeq, a predicted model, not a curated record